GUCUCGCUUCAAAGCAACUUGCCCAAAAGCACAUUCACCAAGUUCUCCGCUUCCACGUUCUCCCGCCAAGUUCCUAUCGAACGACAGUUCGUGCCACGUGUUCCGAGUUCCGACAGUUCGGCAGAAAACAAAACCGGUUCAGUGUACGUGGUUUAAGGGAGAAGAAGCUCAGAGAGAGAAAGAGAGAGAGAGAGAGAGAGAAACAGGGAGGGAAAGAUGGCCGCCACAACCGCAACCGAACACGUGUUGUUCGACUUGGAGGUCAGCGACGUGUUCCAGAACGAGCUCAACGACAAUCUCUACAAUCUGAACAUGUCCCAGGACAAGGCCGUGAAAGCCGGCAAGAGCAGACGCAUGCUGAAGCCGUUGAAGCCUCUGCUGAAGAUGCUCAAGAGGCGCACCAGCAAGUACGUCAAGAGCGGCAAGCGCCAGCAGGCCGUGCCGCAAAUCGAAAUCUUCACCGAGGAAGUCGACAAUCAGAACAACGCCAAUGAGGCGUUGGAGCGCAGACUCCUGCAAGAGUUACGAGACGCCGAGGAGGGUGCCGCCAUCACCGUUUGCCUGGACGGCCAGAUGACCGUCGUGCCGGUUGUGCCUGGUCAGUGCUACGUGCCGGUGCAUUUCGCCCACACCCACGCCGGCGACUUCUACUGGACGACCCUCAGCAUGGCCGACAGAGACCUGUGCUACAAGGAGCGCGCGUUCUCGCAGCAUCAGCUCCCAGAGGUGCAGGUGGCGUGAGAUGCUGUCAUCGUGGACAACCGUGUCUACCUCAAAGGUGAAUCGUCCGAGAGCUGAUUACUCGAGAUGCGCUAAACAUCCUUUUGCACCGAUCGGUGCCUUCGAGGCCGAGGGCUGUCACCAGCCCAGGUGUAGGACGAAAGCUUAAAUAGGACAUUUCGAAACUGUGAUCGCUAGAUUAUGUCAAGUAGAUUUAAUUUUAAUUUUAUCGGUCGCACACAUUGGCUGACCGAGGCGAGCAUUCCUUGCUGUAGAUGUAAUGAAAAUUGAUAGAGUACGUCGAAGAGAGACGUAUUAUAUAUAUAUAUUUUUUCCCUUCUUUAUUUUUAUAUCGCGACAUAUUAGUCGCGUUUGUGAUAUUUGUACUUGUAGGACAUACUUAAAAUAUAUAUACAAAUUUGUAGUGUUAUUUUGAGAUUGUGAUAUCGGCUUUAAUGUCGUCGAGCUGACGGUUUCCUAUGU
Messenger RNA from Camponotus floridanus (Florida carpenter ant), 1203 nucleotides. RefSeq lists its product as uncharacterized. The transcript has a single exon. Gene Ontology annotation, biological process: sensory organ development; Notch signaling pathway. NCBI's taxonomy places the organism in Eukaryota, Metazoa, Arthropoda, Insecta, Hymenoptera, Formicidae. The record is from RefSeq and is a predicted model, not a curated record. The coding region runs from base 217 to 741 and encodes 174 amino acids.